CUUCCCCUGCCGGUCCCCAGGCCUGCUCUAUCAGGCGACCUUGGGGACGGACUCAGGGCUGCAUUUCCAAUGCUCUGCAGACACACCUCGGGCUUGAAUCCCAGGGUCUCACUGAUUGCACAAAUAUUGAUUGAGGGCCUCCUGGGUGCCAGAGAUGUGUGGCUGUCAGGGAGGCAAGGUCCCUGUUCCAGUAGGGGUGACAGGUGUAAAACAGGAUGACUUCAGAACCUGAGAAUGGGGACAAAGCAGAGUACUGGGAAGUGGGUGCGGGGCAGCCUGGGACCGGUUAAACAGCAAAUGUUUGCCAUCUGUUCCUGGCCAGAUUUCACUGGGGAGGCUACUUGAUCUCUCUUCAGCCUCAGUUUCCUCACCUGGACAGUGGAGCUGAACCCACCCCCCACUAUCUGACCCUGUUCUCUGGGCUGUCUUUCGGGAACCCGCCCUGCUUAGGCCUGCUCCCCACCCUCCAUGGCUGUCAGCCCCCCAGGAGAAGAAUGUCUGCCAUAUGGAGGCUGCUGGCAGCAAAGCGAGAUGAACAAGCCAAGGUUGCCCGGCCUGCAUGCCGGCCCAGGGCUGCUGCUGUGUCUUGCCAUCAACCCUCCCCUGACACCCAGCAUGCCUGCCUCACCCAGAAGCACUCCUACGUCAGGCCUCUGAGGGGGAGCGCUUCAUGCCACUGUUAUCAAAAGGGGAAACCAUCGAAGCAAAAAGGCCAAUGCUACACUAGACAGCCAGGAGCCCAGCAGAACAAGUGGCCCCCUAAGGCGCUUUGGGGACCACACCCCGCUACUGACCCCAGCACAGUCUGGUUCCCAGGGCUUCAGGAUCCUCCUGGGGACCUCUCAGCAUGAUUAACACAGGCAGACGGGACCUGAAGGGGCUGCUGGUCCUUCUGAAAAUGUUCACCAGGUAGUGUGAGUGUGGGGAAGCCAUGAACAAUGUGUGGGACUCUACCCUGCACCUGCUCAGAGCCUCAGCCCUUCAGAGCCACUAAUAAUGAUUUGCUGUGGGUGGGGUCACCCUGAUACUUCUCUGAGGUCGCUUUUUCUUGCAGUUUUUCUGAGUAACUGACAGGAAUCCUUGACUGCAUGCCACCUAAACUAGGGUGUGCACAGCCCGCAUUCUGUGCAAAGAGGGUGCAAAGCAGCAGAGUGUCUGUGACCCAUUUGCCACCUAAUGUUACUACAAGACUUGCAAGAACCGGUCAUUUAUCAGUAACCAUUUUUAUUUAAAAAGAUAAAAUAGAGCUUUGCAGGAAAGUGCUGCAGGCUCCCACGUUGCUGGGCAGACGACAACCUGGGCGUCUCGCCCGGCUCCUCCCCACAGCCAUUGGCAUCCACUGUCAGGUUUCAGUGUUCUUGGACCUCAGGGCCUUCAUCCUCUCCAAUCUAAAUGCAGGGAGACAUUUGACAUGGAUUCUCUCAGGUGUUUUGCAAAAUGCAACACAUUCUCAUUGACUCUGGUCACUCUGCUGUGCACUAGAUGUCAAAACCUCUUCCUCCUCCCUGAGACUUUGGUCCUUUAACUGACAACCACCCCCCCCUUCCCUCCCUCUGCCGCUCUCUGACCCCUGGUCACCAUCGAUCUACUUGCUACUUCUAUGGGGUCAACUUGUUUAGAUCAACACUUCUGGGACCUCACGUUGAAUUGGUCUCUCUGAGGUACUGGAGAUGCUAAGUAGUGGGAUUUCCUCAUUCCACAUUGUACCCCAUGAAUGAAUACAAGCAUGAUUUGCCAAUUGAAGCAAUACAAUACAGAAGAAAUGUAAAAUGCAGGAAUUGUGGCUUGACCACCCCAACGACUUGAUUUUUGUCUUCAGCCAUGCAACUAUGUUGGGGCGAUCUUAUUCCUCCUUUUCUUUGGUGGAGACAGGCAAAAAUAUUUUAAUAGUAUGCAAAGGCAUCUAUCUCCUGGCAACCCUGUGGCAGUCCCAGCUUCUUGCCGAGCAGGCUGACGUCACAGCCUCAGGCUUCUCAGCUUGGACGAUGCUGGCUUCCUGGGAUGGUUUUUGGUGUAUCAGGGACGUUUCUAAGACUUCACCACUGUUGCUGGUGCUCUGGGUGGAAGGGGAGACAAUAGGGUCAUGCUGGGGGCUUCACUAAAACUUCCUGGCUUCCCCGAUCUGGCUUCCUCUGUAGGCUGGCAGGUGUACUGGCAAGAAUGGCGGUCUUCUGCCCUGACAUCUGGCUUUCCUCGGGAGGCUGAAUGUUAAAAGCUGGCUCCCUAUGAGCCUGCAUCGGUGAGAGAGGGAAGGUGGAAAGUUCAGUGGAUGGGGAAGGAGAGGUGGGAACCCCGGGAGGAAGGGACAGUUUUCUGAUGGUGGAGCACUUCCUCUCGUUUUGUGUGCUCUAAAAUGAGGUAGGUGGCCAUGGGAUAGUUGAAUUUUCUUUCUACGAUUGCCACAGAGAUGUUCUUGGCCUGAAAUCCCAUGGCCACCAUGAGCUGGAUUGUUUGGGGUGGUCCAGGAGUGGCUCUUCGUAUGGUAUCAGUGGCAUCUUUUGGCUACUUUUCACCCAUGGAUUUUUCAUCAGUUACAGUGAAGGACACUUCCUGGCGUUCAGCAUUAGUAAUUUUUUAAUGAGUCAAGUUGAAGGGCAAGAAGUGGUGGGGCAUGGUAUCUUCCUGUGAGAAUUUUUUCUUGAAGUUUGGAGGCUUCCCUGAGUAAAAGGGCAAAGUCCUGGCCCUUCUACCUACUGUAUUCCUGAAAUACAGUAUGACACUGAGGCUUUGUAUGUCCCUGGCGGGUCACUGGCACGCCUGGCCCAAGGAGUGUUCUGGGGCCACAUAGGGGUACAUGCUACAAAAAGCUGUCAGCAUCUGCCCCGCUCUGAAUGUUGUACUGAAGCUGAAGUCCACAAUGUAUGUUGCCCCAUUCUUUGAAUAGGAUGUUUUGUGGCUUUAGGUCUGGAUGUGUGAUUUUUUUUUUUUUUAAAGUGGCAGUACUGCAGGGCUGACAGAAUCUGCCUGAACAUGGUCGGGGCCUCCUCUUCCUCCUCGAUGUGGCCAUGGUGGUAUAUCUGGUGGUGCAACUCUCCUCCUCUGGUUUACUCCCGCACCACCUGGAAGAGCUGAAUGAUAUUUGAGUGAUGGAAAGCCUUCAAGAUGGCAACCUGGGUCCCAGUUGGCCUAUGCUGAGCCAGUUCCCUGUCAGAUGGUGUCUAUGAACUGAUAGUUUUGUAUCUCCUUGUCAAGUGAGGUGGAGGGUGAUCCCUGCUCCAUCGUGCCUCCCAACUAUACUGACUCCACAUCCUACCUCUAAAAGCUAUGCUGUGAUGCAUAGCACUAACUGUGCUAGCUAGGCUAAGGCCACUGUCAGUGACAAUACCCCAGGCUCCAAACCCUCUGGGUCUGAGGGCCGUUCCCUUCCACGGUUACACAGAUUCCCACCCCUCCCUGCCCAUCUGCCCACCGUGCGGGGAAGGCGCCAAGGAGUAGACACAUGGACGGUCGUUCUGGUGUCUCCUGGUGGGGCCAGACUGGGCACCAUGGCUGCAAGCACAGACAGGGCAGAGAAGAGGCCGGGGCCACGUGGUGGAGCUGGGUCUAAAACAGGACUCCCAAGGGCAAAGGCCCUGCCCAGACUUGGCACCCACAGUCUUCUGCUGAAUGCUAUGAGCCCGCUUCAGUAAAAGAGGGAAGGUGGAAACUUCAAUGUAGAGACGACAAGUGGGAACCCCAGGAGGAAGGGUCUGUGGUCUGAUAGUGGACCACUUCUUCUGUUUUGUUUGUUCCAAAACAAGGUAGGUGGCCAUGGGAUAACUGAAUAAUUUUUGUUUGAUUGCCACAGAUAGGUUCUCAGCCUGGAAUCCCAUGGCCACCAAAAGCUGGGUUGUUUUGGGAUUCAGGUGGUCCAGGAUUUGUUCUUCAUGUUGUCAGAGGCAACUCCUGACCACUGUUCACCCACGGGUCCCUCAUAACUUCUUCUAGUGUGGUCUGCUCCCUGGGGUCUACUGUUAAUAGUUUUUUAAUGAGGCUUUUAAGACCUCAGGAAAAGUAGUCUGGGGAAAAAUAGCUUCCACUUUAAAUUUUUGCUGAGAGGACCCUAAUGCUGCAUGAGCAGAAGGGCAGAACCCCGGCCACCAUGUGGUAUAAAAUUACUCUGAGGCUCUGAAUAUCCACGGUGGCGCAUUGGUAGCCCUGGCCUAGGAAAAGUUCUGGGGCCAUGUAGGGGUAAGUGCCACAAAGGGCUGUCAGCUUCUGCCCAUCAUGGAAUGUGGUACCAAAGCCGAAGUCUGCGAUCUUAACAUUACCGUCCUCAUCAAGGAUGAUGUUUUCUGGGUUCAGGUCUCUGCGCAAUUUGCUAUGGCACUACUGCAUGGCCGACAGAAUCUGCCUGAACAUGGUCUAGGCCUUCUCCUCCCUCGUGAGGCCAUGGUGGUGUAUCGGUUGCGUGGGUGUCCUCCUCUUGCAUACUCCGUUACUAAAUGAAUAACUGGUGUCAGGGGUGUCAAUCAUUUGAUACAACUGUACAAUAUUGAAGUGGCAAAGUGACUUUAAAAUACUUAUCUCUCUCUGGAGAGUGAUGCCAAGGGAGCCAGCCUUGGGGAUGAUUUUGAUGGCCAUUUGGGUCCCAAUCAGCAUGUGAUCCUGGACCUCACUGAACGUGCCACGGCCAGUGGUGUCCAGGAUUUUACAGUUCUGGAGCUCCUGGUCAGGUGUGGUGGAGGCUGAUCCCUGCUGCAUGGUGCCACCUGUUUACACUGACUAUAAAACUACUCUAAGUGUAGUGACUAUGCUAACAAUAUUGACCCCACCAACUUGAUUUUUGUCUUCAGCCGUGCAACUAUGUUGGGGUCAUCUUAUUCCUCCUUUUCGGCGGUGGACA
Gorilla gorilla gorilla (western lowland gorilla) is the source of this 4825-nucleotide messenger RNA. RefSeq lists its product as uncharacterized. The record is from RefSeq and is a predicted model, not a curated record. The transcript is spliced from 2 exons. NCBI's taxonomy places the organism in Eukaryota, Metazoa, Chordata, Mammalia, Primates, Hominidae. Bases 495 to 851 code for a protein of 118 amino acids.